UAUAGUGCACGCGGCCUCUCUAGGCGCACUCGUCGUCCUCUCGGUGUCAGCGCGCGUCAGGCGGCUGUGUGGAGCGCGGAGUCUGGCCUGUGGAGGUACGGUGCUUGCGGAGACCAGCGGAGAGCCGUGGCAGCUCAGGUGGACGGCUGCACCGCUGUUGACCUACCAAAGAGAUUUCUAGACAAAAUAAAACAGGGGAAACGUGCUAGACUCAAGGAUGAUGGAUCCAUGUUCAGUUGGAGUUCAGCUUCGGACCACACAUGACUGCCAUAAAACCUUCUACACUCGGAACACAGGUUUCAAGACUUUGCAAGAGUUGUCAUCAAAUGACAUGCUUUUACUUCAGCUUAGGACUGGAAUGACACUUUCUGGCAAUAAUACAAUUUGUUUCCAUCAUGUAAAAAUUUAUAUUGACAGAUUUGAGGAGUUACAAAAGUCAUGUUGUGACCCAUUUAACAUACACAAAAAGCUAGCCAAAAAGAAUCUGCAUGUAAUUGAUUUAGAUGAUGCCACGUUUCUGAGUGCAAAGUUUGGAAGACAGCUGGUUCCUGGUUGGAAGCUUUGCCCAAAAUGUACCCAGAUCAUCAAUGGAAGUGUGGAUGUUGAUUCCGAUGACCGCCAGAGACGGAAACCCGAGGCAGAUGGAAGAACUGCUAAAGCUUUGAGGUCACUGCAAUUCACAAACCCGGGAAAGCAAACAGAAUUUGCUCCAGAAGGUGGUAAAAGGGAGAAAAGGAAGCUCACCAAGAACUCAAGCGCUGGCUCUGACAGACAAGUUAUCCCAGCAAAGAGUAAAGUCUACGACAGCCAGGGUCUGCUCAUUUUCAGUGGCAUGGAUCUCUGUGACUGCCUUGAUGAGGACUGCCUGGGAUGCUUCUACGCCUGUCCCACCUGUGGCUCUACCAAAUGUGGGGCUGAAUGCCGCUGCGACCGCAAGUGGCUGUAUGAGCAAAUAGAAAUUGAAGGAGGAGAAAUAAUCCAUAAUAAACAUGCUGGCAAAGCAUAUGGUCUGUUAUCUCCCUGUCACCCAUAUGAUAUUUUACAAAAGUGAUCAGCCAAAUAACUGGCCAGCAAAGAUGAAAGUGCAGCAAAGAAGUGAGCAGUGACCAUUCUGGAAGUAAAUUUGCAUCAGUCGUAAAUGGAAUUGUAGACAACGGGAGUAUUGAUGCCAUUGCUGUUCUGGAGACAGACAUACAUCAGAGGAACCUGGUGAUGGGAACUUGCCCACCUUGCUGAGGAAAGUGACUGUGACGAGCAGGAAGAUUGUCCAGGAAAAGUGAUGGUGAAAACUUCACAUUCAAGGCUACUUAUUGUAAAUAGAUAUUUCACAACAUUGGAAUGGUCAGAAAGGUUCCUAUUUAAUUUUAUUAACAAAACAGGCUAAUUUGGGGCAAUAAAAUAAAACUCCAGGUCUUAAUACAUAAACUUUAAUUUUCUUAUCCUUUUAUAGCUACAAGUUUUUGAUACUUUGAUAGAUAUUUAAAGGUCAUAGCAAUCCUCUAUUCCCCUUGAUUAUUAGCAUUUCUUUAGUGUUGUGGCCCUUCACUUAAUGCAAAUAGGCCCAGCCCUUAGCUGGGAACAGAGCCUAUGACAAAAGAUUGAUCUCCAUGCAACAGAGUAGUUGAAUGUUAGACUGUUCAGAAAAUAAUCUAGAUACCUAAGUGCUAAAAUACAGUUAUUUUUCUUCCAACUAGAAAUGAACACAAAUGCUCAUUGCACUGUCAGCUUUUCACUUUUGAAUCUAUGCAUUCUUGGUGAAAAUUUGUUCCUGGGGAAAAAUUCUUUCCUCUAUGUGUAAAGCAUAAGUAUAGUACAUAAAUGGCUGCACAUGUCAUAGUUGCUGUUCUAUUGCUGUGAAGAGACACCGUGACCAAGAUAAUUCUUACAAAAACAUUUUAUUGUGGCUUGCUUACAGUUCAGAGGCUUAGUCCGUUAUCAUGACAGAGAGGGAGGUGGCAUGCAGACAGACAUUAGAGCAGUCUGAGACCUCUAUGCCCUUAUGUACAGGCAGAGAGCGACUGGGCCUGACAUGGGCUUUUGAAACCUCAAAGCUCAUCUCCAGUGACACACUUCUUCCAACAAUGCCACGCCUCCUAAUCCUUAGCAAAUAGUACCACUCCCUGGUGAUUAAAAUGUAUGGGCCUAUGGUACUAUUUUUUUAUUCACAUAAUCACAGCAUUAUUUUUGUGCUGUUUAUAUACCCAAACAGUGAAGAUUGAGAGUUCUAAAAAUGUCCCUUCAGGAGGUGAUGGAAAAAAAAAAAAGAGAAACUAGAACUUAUGGAAUAGAAAUAAAGUUUCUGGAUAUUGAUUGAAUCUUGGGGAGAAGUCUAUGGGUGUUUGUAGGGCGUGAGGAGUGUCUCCAGGUGUCAUAACUAAAGCCUUUGGAAGGUUCCUGUCACUUACAAGACAACCACUAAACCAAGGUUCUGUUGUUCCUUAAUACACUACCUCAAUUAAACUGUUAACAGCAUUUAAAAUAUUUUGUAGCAUUGCAACUAAAUUUAUGUACUCACUUUGAGUUGACCAUUAGAAUACCAUUUUUGCCCUUUUUUUUUUUUUUUAUCUUUACACUCACUGGUUUUUCUUUGAUAAAAUGCCAUUUUCAACUUGGAGUUGACUGUACUAUUUGGCCCAGGUAUCAGUAGCUGAUUAGGUCUUGGAUCUGAAUUUCAUCUGAGCAGAAUCAAUAAAGUUUUUGACUACAUUUUUUAAAUUAAAAGGCAGAAUUGUUUAUUUUGAAUUAAGGAAAUAUUUUGUAGGGGUAUAGGUAGACUCCAGUCUUAACCCAUUCCCUAGGAUCAUUUGGUUUUAGUCAUUUUUGUUUUCUUGUUUCUUUUUUGGCUCCUAAAUGUGAAUCAGGACUCUACCGUGUUUAUGCUCUUCAGAGAGAAUUUUCUAUGUUUUGUUUUCCUUGCAGCAGGACCUUACCGUAUAGCACAGGCUGGCCUUGGAGCUCUGUAGUCUCAUUACCUCAGCCUUCUUGAAUUGACAUGCAUGUUUUAACACACUGCUAAGUUGUAGGUAGACAUUUCUUUUUGCUUACAGUGGGAGUAUAUUUCUAAUGGAGAAAAGACUUUAUAGAAAAUGUCUAUAUUUCAGCAUUCCUUUGAACAGAUAAUUUUAUGAACAGUAAUAACUUUUUCCAAGUGGAAACUUCUUAAUAUUUUGCUGUUUGUUCUUUGUCCAUUUAGGAACCAAGCACGAGCAUAUUGCAGUGUUUAUAGAUAAAUGUAUGUCUGAUCUUGAGUAAACUAAUAAAGACUAUAUUUUAGAAAUAA
Molecule: messenger RNA, 3280 nt
Organism: Cricetulus griseus (Chinese hamster)
Lineage: Eukaryota; Metazoa; Chordata; Mammalia; Rodentia; Cricetidae
Source: RefSeq, a predicted model, not a curated record